Molecule: messenger RNA, 3422 nt
Organism: Daucus carota subsp. sativus
Lineage: Eukaryota; Viridiplantae; Streptophyta; Magnoliopsida; Apiales; Apiaceae
Product: pentatricopeptide repeat-containing protein At3g29230
Exons: 3
Coding region: 90-2129 (679 amino acids)
Molecular function (GO): protein binding
Source: RefSeq, a predicted model, not a curated record
AGUAGUAUAAUGACUAAUGAGCAUCUCGAUAUCAGUGGAGUCCUGUUUUUUCCAUCCGAGUCCGGAGAUGCUGUACAUGUAACUGUCCAAUGCAGCGCGCGAAUUCCCAAACUCAACAAAUGCUACGAGUUUUACAGAACUGCAAAACUGUGAAACGCCUUAAACAAACUCACCUUCGAAUCAUCGUUACUGGUCGCCAAGGCUGCAACUUUAUCGUCCCAAAACUCAUGAACAUCUCUUUAGACCUCAUUUCUCUCAACUACGCUGUCAAUGUAUUUCGCAGUUCCAACAAUCUCAAUCUCAUUACUUACAAUACCUUAAUCAAAUGCUUCAUUGGUAAGUCCCAUGAAGAUGCAUUGACCAUAUACAGUCAAAUGUUGAGUAAUUAUAUAUGUCCAAAUACUUUCACCUUUACUUUUUUGUUUAAAUGUUUUGAUUCGUUGGAGAGUUUAAAUUGUGGUAGAUUGGUACAUUGUCAUGUAAUUAAGAUGGGUUUUGAUUCUAGUUUGUUUGUGAUGAAUACUGUGUUGGGUUUUUAUAGAAAGUGUUGUGGGGAUGUGGGGGUGUGUUCUAAGGUGUUUGGUCAAAUGCCUAAGAGUGAUGUUGUGUCGUGGAAUACGAUGAUUGGAGCUUAUAUGGAUCGUGGGGAGCUUGAGUUGGCCGUGGGGUUGUUUGAAGUUAUGCCCGAGAGGAAUAUUGUGACUUGGAAUUCGGUUCUUACAGGGACAUUGAAGGCGGGGAAUAUGAGGGUGGCGAGGUUGGUUUUUGAUAAAAUGCCAGAGAGGAAUGAGGUCUCUUGGAAUGCUAUGGUUUCGGGGUAUGUUAAACUUGGUCAUAUGGAAGCUGCGGAGGGUCUGUUUAGGAUGAUGCCUGUGAAAAGUGUGGUUUCAUGUACCGCAAUCAUAACCGGAUAUACGGCAGUAGGUAAUUUGGAAGCAGCAAGGAAAAUGUUUGAUCGGAUGGAAGAGAAAAAUGAGGUGUCGUGGAAUGCUAUGAUUGCGGGGUAUGUUAAUAAUAAAAUGUUUGAUCAAGCUCUUCUGUUAUUCCAAAAUAUGUUGGUUGAUGGCAAAUGCAAGCCUAAUCAGGUUACCUUGACUAGUGUACUAUCUGCUUGCACUCACUUGGGUUCUCUUGAACAUGGAAAAUGGAUCGAUUGUUACAUAAAGAAUAACAAGAUUGAAUUGUCAAAUCCAUUAGGUAAUGCUUUAAUAGACAUGUUUGCGAAAUGUGGAGAUCUGGGAAAUGCAAGAGUAGUGUUCCAUAAGAUGCGUCAAAGAUGUAUAAUUACAUGGACUACGAUGAUUACCGGUCUAGGUGUUAAUGGAGAAUGCAGAGAAGCCCUGGAACUGUAUUAUUUGAUGUGUUUGGAAGGACCAAAACCAGAUGAAGUCGUCUUCAUUGCUGUUCUGACAGCUUGUACUCAUGGUGGGUUGGUAGAAGAGGGAAAAAGAGUAUUUGAUCAAAUGAUAAAUGUCUAUAAUGUAACACCCCAGAUUGAGCAUUAUGGCUGUGUGGUUGAUCUUAUCAGUCGGGCAGGAAAGCUAGAGGAGGCUGUUAAGUUUGUAGACAACAUGCAGUUGGAGCCUAAUGCUGUUAUAUGGGCCACACUGCUUAGCGCUUGUAAGAUUCAUCGUAAUGGGGAGAUGUUUGAGUAUGUGAAGAGCAAAAUAUUAUUAGAGGAGCCUUUAAAUCCUGGUUAUUUGACACUCAUAACAAACAUGAGUUCAUCAGUGGAACGCUGGCAGGAUGCUUUGGAUGUUCGGAUGUCAAUGAGACAGCAAGGAAUCGAAAAGGUACCAGGAUGUAGCUUAAUCCAAAUAGGUCAGUGUGCACACGAGUUUCUUGCUAAAGAUACCAAGCAUGGACACAGGAAAGAAAUUUAUCAGACUUUGGAUAAUUUGACUGCACACAUAAUGGCUAACAGAGACAUUCUCUACAAGUGUAGUAUGGAUUGGUUCACAGAUAAUUUCUUGUGCCAGCAAACGACACCCAUAGUUAGUUUCACAAGUAGUACUCUGUAUCUGAAGGUUUUUGCAAGGAACAAUAGUAGCAUUAAAUGGAUUGCAGAACUCCAGCAUUCUGAUUUAGCUUCCUUCAUUUUCAGGAAAACAGGAGCAUUUAGCGUCUGAACAUGAUGGACUUGCCUUUUUCAAAGAUAAUCUAAUAAUGCAGUAAGAAAUGCAGAGGAAAAGGUAAAUAUGUGUGGUAUUUGUAUAGUUCAUGUUAAAAAUUUACAGUCAUCGUUUUACUCUAUUAUUUGUUUGUCUAACAAAAUAAUAUUUAUAUACUCAAGCGAUCACUGUGAAAGUGUUCCCUAUAUAUUGCAUAUUUAGCUGAUCUAUUGUUUGGUACACAGCGAAUGAAUGCCCACACAAGAGCAUCAUCUUCAUGCUAGACGUUUUGCCUUGUUUCUUUUUUCAAAAUCAUCUCCCCUAAAUUUCCCUCUUCCUAAAUCACCCAGCCAAUAUUUUUACUUUCUUAAAUAUGUAGAAAAUACAAGUUAAUGGUAUAUACUUUUGCAAAUUAUGACAGAUGAUAUCUGAAAUUUAUAAUUUGCCGUUAUUAGCCUUUAAAUUUAAUCUGCGGCAUCUUGAGUAUAUGAAGAUAGAUCAUGUUAAAUAUGUGUUGUUAAUAUGAAUUAGUUUCCUUGAUCCGAUAAAUACUGAAAGUUUAAAAUCUGCAUUCCAUAGAAAUACAAGCGAACGGCAUGUUUAGCAAUCUUGAUUGUAUUGAUAAUAUUAUUGCUAUUGACUGAUUGCUGGUAGCAGUGAAUCAGACUUGUUCCAUCUGCACCUCAUUUGGUUGAUACAAACGUUCAUACCCUCCAAGAUGGUCAGACAUGGCAGGCUUAUCGAUCAUUUCAUUAUGAUACGACUUGCACACAAAGUAGAUGAUCGUUUGAAGAACCAAGCCAUAGAGAAAUACUGGCACAAGUAGUACAAGGCAUGAGAUUCCAACAAGAACCCUCUUCCACAUCUCCCAGAGAUCUCCAUACACUACAUAAACAUAGAACACAAAUUGUAUUACCCCAACAACAACAAUCAACUCCACAAAGAUGGCCAGAGCAACCCAAAUCUUUCCUUUGAUCAACUUCCUGCUCUUCUUCACCGCCUUGAGUCCGCUGGAAUCUUCUAAAACGGUGAUGACACUAGCCAGCUGCCACAAAAUGGUAAGAUAGACGAAACCAAUUAUGUAUAUGAUCAAGAAGGUGAAAAAAAGGACUACAGAGGCAGUUCCACCGAACGCUAAACAGAUACCCAAGGUUAAAACUGCGACCACAAGGUAGAUGAAAGUCAAUCCGUAAGUGACAAGGAAUGUGAUGAUCAGGCGCUUCCAAACUUGUGGCACCACACAUAUGACUUUGUAGAAUGAAAUGUCGCGAUGAGCGUAGAUGCAAGCAAUGGAGUAAACAACAGCAGAUG